Messenger RNA from Eurytemora carolleeae, 892 nucleotides. RefSeq lists its product as uncharacterized. Bases 117 to 845 code for a protein of 242 amino acids. The record is from RefSeq and is a predicted model, not a curated record. The transcript has 2 exons. Lineage: Eukaryota; Metazoa; Arthropoda; Copepoda; Calanoida; Temoridae.
CUAAUACGCAUGUUCUGAUUUCUUUAGUCUGUCAAAAAAUCUGGUAAAGUAGACAUCAAACUUCACGCGUCAACUAAACCCUAAGUAAAUACAACAAAAAGUCUGAAGAACGGCAAAUGACAAAAAUGAUGGAGGAUAAGCAAAUGAAAAAACAAGAUCAUUCUGAUCAACAAAAAUGCUUUUCUAUUGACAUGACCUCAGCUAUUGCCUUUGAUGGUGUAAACUCCAACUGUCUGAAGCAAUGUGUAAUAUUAAAUCUUCUAAGAAACUUCAUCAUGGCCGGCAGACAUUAUGAUACGCGUAAUCCAAGUAUAAUAAUGUGCAGAGAUUGCCCUCUACUGGAGAAUAUUUUCAAAAUGGCCGCCAUCCACGUGUCCCAGGUGGUCAGUGUACUGUCCAUGUCACUUAUUUGCGAAUACCAUGAGAUUCUCAUGGAUUCCGGAGUAACGCAGAUAGAUGAGACUUCAACGACAUCUACAUGUAACUUGACACGAAAGUUUAAACUUUCCGCUAAAUUGUGGAGCUUGUUUUACUCUGCUGCUCUUAUCUCUACACAGAAGCUGUUCUUAUUUAAAGAAGCAGCAUCCCUCCUCUCAAUCUAUAUUGUAUCAAGAAAAGAGCAGCUCUUCGACCCAAGAAACAUCUUUGUAGCGAUAGUUGAUCAAGAUCCACUGGGCGAGGUGUUUGAAGUUUCAGCGUUUCAUCGGAGUCAAGUUUUUUAUUUUUUGAGAAAGCACCUGAUUCCGGUAGAAAAAGAUUAUCUGUUUAAGCUGGGUAGACCAAAUUAUGAUCGGGGCAAUUCGGCAAUGGCCACCUCAGUUACUAAAAAAGCUAUUGUUUAUUAAGAAACAAAUGUUUUGUAGUAAAGACCAAUAAAAUGAUUCAUGGAUGA